Molecule: messenger RNA, 3607 nt
Organism: Pocillopora meandrina
Lineage: Eukaryota; Metazoa; Cnidaria; Anthozoa; Scleractinia; Pocilloporidae
Source: the annotation of a GenBank genome assembly
AUGCCGACAAACACCACCACUUAUCUGAAUGCAACGAGGGCAUCGCUUAUCGUGGAGUCGCUGUUUUUCGUGGUGUUAAGUCUGAUCAUUUUGGCAGGAAAUUCUCUUGUCUGUACAGCGAUUUACAAGAAUCGCAAGCUCCGAACAAAGACAAACUACUAUUUGAUUUCGCUUGCGGUGGCCGACAUCAUGGUUGGACUUGCUUCUGUACCGUAUUGGGUGUAUUUCCGGUUAGGUAAGACUCAGCAAAUUUUAUUUAUUUUUUUUUCAGUUGAGACUCAUGUCACGAAAUUUGAUACAGUUCUUAAACGUUUUAGUCUACCUUCAACUCUGUAGGAUACUACUGAAUAUCAGUUUGGUAACAUAGAAAAACAUCAGAACGGCAAUUAUGAAAUAUGACGAACGAAGACGACUGAACUGAAUAGAUUAGUGAAGCAGAAAAUUUAACCUGAAGGAACCAUGACGUGUGACGUAUGCAUAUGUUUGCCAUUUGUAAUUACUUUACGCAACAACAGCGCAAAUUUUAAUAAAGAAUGCUGAUGAAGCAAUUGACACUUUGUUGAUCUUCAUCGCGUAAACAAGCGCAAAGUAUCUCCAUUUACGUUAAAUUCUGUAAAUACCAGGAAUAUGCUUCUUAUCUGGUGUAAAGAGGAAAACCCUUGAGUUGUUAAUUUCCGACGAGGCUGUGGUAAGAUAUUUCUGCAUUCAGACACGUCUCGGGAAACAAAUGGUGUGAAACACUUCAAGUGUUUCCAUGUUUAAGUUCCACCCAAAAAUGAUAGUAAAUUUUCUCUGGAAAACAAUUUUAGAAAGGUAAAGUAGAAAACAGGUGGUAUGAUCUGUUUUUGAAUGGUAUACUCAUAAACGUGCUAAUCCUCACGUUAUUUCAGUAUAGCUAGACUGUUUUUUUUAUCUUGUACAGCAUGUUAGGGAACAUUAACUUUGGUUUUUAUUCGGUUUCCUUACCAUAAAUUGUUUUUGUUUUUGUUUUUUUGCUUUCUUCACCAAUUGCUAGAAAGUUCUCCUUCGAUAAAUCAUACUUAAGAUUGGAUCUUAAAUAACAAACCGCGUCAACUGAUACGUUUUUGCGUGCAUCUUACAAAGGUAUCGUCUCAUUACAAACUUGUCAACAAUAUUUGGAGUGUUUAUCGAGUUUCCGCUAAUGAGUUAAACUUGAUGGCGCGAGUUGUCCAAGCCUAUUUAAACACAGAAAGUGUUCAGAGAUGUUAAUAUUACGAUUGAUCUCGAAAGAAUAUUAUCAAAACCUUAUUUAAGUGUUGAUGUCUACCCUAGCGACGCCAAAUUUGUAACGUCUUAAGACAUUUCUUCAAGUAAAGAAAACAGAUCAUGUCCUACAAUUUGUCAACAACAAAAAAACAUCAGCUGAUAGUCUCUUGAUCGUGUUCAAAACAAGACUUCAGCUUCAUCCAUCAAAACAAAGCUUCAGAGGUCAACAACGUUUGAGGAAAUAAGCACGGUCAUAUUUGCCCUUUCAACAUGAUACCAGAGUCUUUGAUUUACGCUGCAUGAAGCCUCGCUCGUGCGCGGCGCGCUUCGCAGCCUCCACGCGUGUUGACACGAAAGAAAGAGGUCGCUGGUUUCUACGCAUGCUUGCUGUUGUGAGAAAGGGGACAAUCUUCAAAUCGUGUUAUCGGUCAGUUGUAACUCGAAGUGCAAAAAAAAAGAAAAAAGAAUUUUAACGCUCCAGAGAUUAGACUGAUCUGCUGUCAUUUUUUUUCGGUAUUUAUUUUCUCAAAGCCUUCCAAAGUGAUCAUGUUCUGGGCUAUAAAUACGGUUUGGAACCUUCUUAGUUUUCGUUUUACACUCACUUCACGGUUCAGGCUAAAACCAUCCUGAUUCAGGUCCAAAACAUACUUAUGCCUGCGAAGAUAACCUCUUUUGUUUUAUUGAAAACCGCACAAAAUUUUCAUCAAAACCGAACAGCCAGAUUUGAAAACGUUCCAAAGUGAAAAACCACAGAGAGUAAUGAUUCAAACGACGUGAAUUUACGAGGCUAAAUAAUUGGAAAGGUGAAUGACAAAAAUUAAAAAAACUAUUCGUCGUUAAUGGGAAAAUUUAGAAGCAGCAGUUGGCACUUGAAAAAGCAAGGAUUUUGAGUGUUUAAAAUAAAAAUGAAAAACAAAAAAACAACAAAAAAAAUGAAAUAAAGCUGGAAUCAUGAAUAUUUAAGUCGCCCUAGGGUGGCCUAUCGAGGAUGUUUCUCGAAAAAAAUGGUUUAACACCUUGGAUGCAUUAAAGCAUCAAAUAAGCGAAAUCUUUUGAAACAUUUUACUUCUGGACAAAAAGUUACUCACGUAAUCCAUAUCACGAUAAAAACUGAUAUGCGUUGCAUAUACGCUCUAGUGUGGGAUGUAGAGGAGAAGAGGCGUUGGUUUUGGUGAGCGACUUUCAAUUGAGUGUUCUCAAACAAAACCUCAAAGAAGCGCUUUAGAGCGCUCUCGAGAGCUAACUAGAAUCGUUACCAGUCCCCUGUGCGACCGUUUUUGGUCUGUCAUGCAUCGCUUUCCCUCUUCUCUCGCAGAGAAGGUGUUGCGUGACGGGAGCAAACAACGGCUGCAAAUGAGGCUAGGGAUGAUAGGCUAAAGUUCUGCAGCGUAUUGGUUGAGAACGGACGAGAAUCUUCUUUUUUUAAUAGAUUGCAGGGCUAGGAAGCAAAAACAAUGCAAUACCUUCGUUGACAGUUAGUUAAAUAGGCUCUUUUUCAUAUAUUCAUUUGUUAAUUAUUUUUUCUUAUUCUUUUUCCUGAACUGUAGUUAACUCUCAGACAGAUACACUUUCGUACAAAAUUUACAUCACUUAUGACAUCAUCUGUGGUACUUCAUCCAUCAUGAACCUUGUGAUGAUAAGCUUGGAGCGCUGCAUCUCCGUCACACAACCGACUAUCCAUAGAAACUUGUCACGCGAGACUAUUUGCAUGACCAUUGCUGCUGCCUGGGCAUAUGCCCUUGUGGUCGCGAGCGUCAGUCACAUAAGUGGAUCGUAUCUUGGGUGGUACCCUGUUUUUGUGAGCACUGCGAGCUUCUUUUUGCCGCUGUUUGUUAUCCUCAUUGCGUACGCUUUGAUUUAUAAAAUAGCGCAAACGAGGGAACGAGCGAGACAGUCGCGAUCACUUGCGCGGGAAAUCCGCAUCGCUGUGACUCUUGCAGUAGUUAUUGGAGCUUUCGUCGUUGCUUGGUUACCAUUCUUUGUCAUGUUGCUUGUGACGACUUACUGCAAGACGUGUAAAAUUGAUUACGCUAUAAUGGUGCCUUUUACAAAGUGGAUGCACUACAGCGGAUCUAUGGUGAACCCAAUCAUUUACACUCACCGCAAUCGCGAUUUUCGUCACGCGUUUGCAAAAAUAUUAAUUUCAUGUGGAAUGAAGCAAAUGAGAUUUUCUUUUUCUCAAUCUCAUCCGCAUUCUAAAGCUACUCCAUUGGAAAUUGGAAACUUCCCCUCAGAUUUGAAACAGGGAUCUUUUUGUAUAUCUCAGGAGGAUAGUGAAAUUCCUGCACGAACAGCGAGGGCAAACAGCUACGUUCUGGCGCAGGAAACAAACGGUCGCGUGAGCAUUUCCGGAAACGGAGGCAAAGAAGCAAGAGCGUAA